CGGCCGGCUGGCGGCACCGGGCACCAGCUGCGCGAGCAGGUACCCUCGGCGGAGGUGGCCAGGCCGCCCCAGGGGGCGAGCGCGAAGGCGGGGGCUCCGGCCCGCCGCGCCCCCAUGCUGCGGUGAGCACUACGCGCUCCGCGCACUUGUAGCCGCGCCGAGCCAGCCCCAGCCCCAGCCCUAGCGAGCCGACUCUCCCCGCCCCGCCAGCCCGGCCCGUACCUGCGGCCGCCGUCGGGGGAGGGGGGUCCCCCCAGCUCUGCGGAGCCGCAUGAACAAUAGGCGGCGGCGGCUCCUGCGGGCGGCAGCAGCCCCGCACCCUAUGGAUCGGCCGCUCCAUGGAGCCCUCCAGAGCGCUUCUCGGCUGCCUGGCGAGCGCCGCCGCUGCAGCCCCGCCGGGGGAGGAUGGAGCGGGGGCCGGGGCCGAGGAGGAGGAGGAAGAGGAGGAGGAGGCGGCGGCGGCGGUCCCCAGGGAGCUGGGUUCCGACGCGCCGCUGCCCUACUGGACGGCCGUGUUCGAGUACGAGGCGGCGGGCGAGGACGAGCUGACCCUGCGGCUGGGCGACGUGGUGGAGGUGCUGUCCAAGGACUCGCAGGUGUCCGGCGACGAGGGCUGGUGGACCGGGCAGCUGAACCAGCGGGUGGGCAUCUUCCCCAGCAACUACGUGACCCCGCGCAGCGCCUUCUCCAGCCGCUGCCAGCCCGGAGGCGAAGACCCCAGUUGCUACCCGCCCAUUCAGUUGUUAGAGAUUGAUUUUGCGGAGCUAACCCUGGAAGAGAUUAUUGGCAUCGGGGGCUUUGGGAAGGUCUACCGUGCUUUCUGGAUAGGGGAUGAGGUCGCCGUGAAAGCAGCUCGCCAUGACCCAGACGAGGACAUCAGCCAGACCAUAGAGAAUGUUCGCCAGGAGGCCAAGCUCUUUGCCAUGCUGAAGCAUCCCAACAUCAUUGCCCUUAGGGGGGUGUGUCUGAAGGAACCCAACCUCUGCUUGGUCAUGGAGUUUGCUCGUGGAGGGCCUUUGAAUAGAGUGUUAUCUGGGAAAAGGAUUCCCCCAGACAUCCUGGUGAACUGGGCCGUGCAGAUUGCCAGAGGGAUGAACUACUUACAUGAUGAGGCAAUUGUCCCCAUCAUCCACCGCGACCUUAAAUCCAGCAACAUCCUGGUCCUCCAGAAGGUGGAGAAUGGAGACCUGAGCAAAAAGGUUCUGAAGAUCACCGAUUUUGGCCUGGCUCGGGAAUGGCACCGAACCACCAAGAUGAGCGCAGCAGGAACGUAUGCCUGGAUGGCACCUGAGGUCAUUCGUGCCUCCAUGUUUUCCAAAGGCAGCGACGUGUGGAGCUAUGGGGUGCUGCUUUGGGAGCUCCUGACUGGUGAGGUGCCCUUCCGAGGAAUCGAUGGCUUAGCAGUCGCUUAUGGAGUGGCCAUGAACAAGCUUGCCCUUCCCGUUCCUUCUACAUGCCCGGAACCUUUUGCCAAACUCAUGGAAGAUUGCUGGAAUCCUGACCCCCAUUCACGACCAUCUUUCACGAAUAUCCUGGACCAGCUAACUACCAUAGAGGAGUCUGGUUUCUUUGAAAUGCCCAAGGACUCCUUCCACUGCCUGCAGGAUGACUGGAAACAUGAGAUUCAGGAGAUGUUUGACCAACUCAGGGCCAAAGAAAAGGAGCUGCACACCUGGGAGGAGGAGCUGACGCGGGCCGCACUCCAGCAGAAGAACCAGGAGGAGCUGCUGCGGCGCCGGGAACAGGAGCUGGCCGAGCGGGAGAUCGACAUCCUGGAGCGGGAGCUCAACAUCAUCAUCCACCAGCUGUGCCAGGAGAAGCCCCGGGUCAAGAAACGCAAGGGCAAGUUCAGGAAGAACCGACUGAAGCUCAAGGAUGGAAACCGCAUCAGCCUCCCUUCGGAUUUCCAGCACAAGUUCACGGUACAGGCCUCGCCCACCAUGGAUAAAAGGAAGAGUCUCAUCAACAGCCGCUCUAGCCCUCCUGCAAGCCCCACCAUCAUUCCUCGCCUGCGAGCCAUCCAGUUGACACCAGGCGAAAGCAGCAAAACCUGGGGCCGGAGCUGUGUCGUCCCCAAGGAGGAAGGGGAGGAGGAGGAGAAGAGGGCCCCCAAGAAGAAGGGACGGACGUGGGGGCCAGGUACACUCGGUCAGAAGGAGUUUGCCUCAGGAGAUGAAGGAUCCCCUCAGAGACGUGAGAAAGCUAAUGGUUUAAGUACCCCAUCAGAAUCUCCACAUUUCCACUUGGGCCUCAAGUCCCUGGUAGAUGGAUACAAACAGUGGUCGUCCAGUGCCCCCAACCUGGGGAAGGGGCCGAGGAAUAGUCCAGCCCUGCCAGGGUUCACCAGCCUUAUGGAGAUGGUUAUUCUUGCCGCUUCGUUUCCCAUUUUCUGUUUCCCCUCCACUCCUCUCGUCUUUGCAGAGGACGAGGACAGCGAAGGUCCGCGGGGUGGGGAGAGUCGUCCGCAGCCGUCACCCAACCAGUCCUACCUCUGUAUCCCAUUCCCUCGUGGAGAGGAUGGGGACGGCCACCCUGGCGACGGCGUCCACGAGGAGCCCACCCCAGUCAACUCGGCCACCAGUACCCCUCAGCUGACGCCAACCAACAGCCUCAAGCGGGGCGGCCCCCACCACCGCCGCUGUGAGGUGGCGCUGCUCAGCUGUGGGGCCGUCCUGGCAGCCACGGGCCUCGGCUGUGACCUGCUGGAAGCUGGCAAGUGCCAGCUGCUCCCCCCGGAGGAGCCCGAGCCGCCAGCCCGGGAGGAGAAGAAGAGGCGCGAGGGCCUUUUCCAGAGAGCCAGCCGUCCCCGUCGGAGCACCAGCCCCCCAUCCCGGAAGCUCUUCAAGAAGGAGGAGCCCGUGCUGUUGCUAGGAGACCCCUCGGCCUCCCUCACACUGCUCUCUCUCUCCUCCAUCUCCGAGUGCAACUCCACCCGCUCCCUGCUGCGUUCUGACAGUGAUGAGAUUGUGGUGUACGAGAUGCCCGUCAGCCCCGGGGAGCCCCCACCCCUGAGCCCCUGCACCCGCAACCCCCUGGUCAACGUCCGAGUGGAGCGCUUCAAGCGAGACCCGAGGCAGUCCCUGACCCCCACCCAUGUCACCCUCACGGCCCCCCGCGCCGAGCCCGGCGCUCACCGGCGGACUCCUUCCGAUGGGGCCCUCAAGCCGGCGGCCCCUCGAGCCAGCAGGAGCCCCUCCAGCAACGGGCUGAGCCCCAGCCCUGGAGCAGGAAUGUUGAAAACUCCCAGCCCCAGCCGAGACCCAGGUGAAUUCCCCCGUCUCCCUGACCCCAAUGUGGUCUUUCCGCCGACCCCAAGGCGCUGGAACGCACAGCAGGACUCUGCCUUGGAGAGACCCAAGACCCUGGAGUUUCUGCCUCGGCCGCGUCCUUCUGCUAACCGGCAGCGACUGGACCCUUGGUGGUUCGUGUCUCCCAGCCACGCCCGUAGCGCCUCGCCAGCCAACAGUUCCAGCACGGAGACGCCCAGCAACCUGGACUCGUGCUUGGCAAGCAGCAGCAGUACCGUGGAGGAGCGGCCUGGGCUGCCAGCCCUGCUCCCCUUCCAGGCGGGGCCGCUGCCGCCCGCCGAGCGGACGCUUCUGGACCUGGACGCAGAGGGCCAGAGUCAGGACGGCACCGUGCCGCUGUGCAGAGCCGCACUGAACACACACAGGCCUGCCCCUUACGAGAUCCAGCAGGAGUUCUGGUCUUAGCACAAAAAGGGUCGGGGGCGGGCAAGGGGGAAGCAGGAGGAGGUGGGGGGAGCUGGCUGGCACAGCCCUGUCUCAGAAUUGGACCCCCUGAGCUCCCGCUCUACUUCUUGCACUGAUAAUGCACUUUGAAGAUGGAAGGGAUGGAAGCAGGGCCCCUGGAGGGGGCUUCGUGCCCUGCAGGGCCCUUCUCCCCAGGUCCACUGGAGGGGACCGUGGCUGUGUAGGGCAGGGAGGGGUGCGUGCAUGUCCUCCACCCUCCACAGCCUUCCUUGCCUUCACGGUGACCCUGCAGAGUCACUCAGCCGAAUCUGUCUGUUGCCCCCUCUCCUCAGACCCCUGGGUGUGCCCUCCCGGGCUCCCUCUGGUGGCCCUGAGUUCAGCCUUUCCAAACACCAGUAUUGGAUGUUCUGUGAUUGAUUUUGCUCCUCUUCCUCAUUCUUCCCUGACACUCAUGAAUCAGAAUCUCGUUGGUGUGAGAUGUGAGCUUUUCUGUGCCCUGAGCCCUUCGGUGCCGGCCGGAGGACUGAAGGCAAAGUGCCCAAGGGUCGGGCACAGGAAUUGAUGGAGCUAGCACCACCUACUGCACUUCCA
Kogia breviceps (pygmy sperm whale) is the source of this 4304-nucleotide messenger RNA. NCBI's taxonomy places the organism in Eukaryota, Metazoa, Chordata, Mammalia, Artiodactyla, Physeteridae. The record is from RefSeq and is a predicted model, not a curated record.